This is a messenger RNA of Colletotrichum orchidophilum, 4524 nucleotides long. RefSeq names its product ABC-2 type transporter. The transcript has 3 exons. Gene Ontology annotation, cellular component: membrane. Gene Ontology annotation, molecular function: ATP binding; ABC-type transporter activity; ATP hydrolysis activity. The coding region runs from base 1 to 4524 and encodes 1507 amino acids. Lineage: Eukaryota; Fungi; Ascomycota; Sordariomycetes; Glomerellales; Glomerellaceae. The record is from RefSeq and is a predicted model, not a curated record. Gene Ontology annotation, biological process: transmembrane transport.
AUGUCCGCUCCAUACAGCUCGGACGAGAAGUCUCGUGUGCCAAGCCGUUCUCCGGUCGGCAGCCAGAAGACAGUCGUCGAUCACGAUGCGAUCUACACCCAAAACGCGGAAGCACCACCAACUUCCAAGUCCACCGAAGGCAACUCUCUGUUCGAAGAGGUCGGUCAUGGAUCCGCGGCAUCAACCUCGGACGACGACGGCAACGACACAGAACUGGAUCGUCGCCAGUCCAUUGUGCAAGAACUGGCUCGGGAGUACACACGGCACUCCGCGGUCAACCUUGAUGGAGACAGCAUGGCCUUGUUCGGCAGCGAGGACCCCAAUUCACCCCUCAACCCGAACGGAAAGAACUUCAGCGCUCGCAAGUGGGCUAGAACUCUUGCCAACGUCACCAACGAGCACGGAUCUGGAUAUCGAACUGCCGGCUUUGUCUACCAGGACUUGAAUGUCUUCGGAUUCGGCCAAGAAACGGACUACCAGAAGGAUGUCGGAAAUGUUUGGCUCGAGAUCCCUGGUCUUGUUCGCAACCUUACCUCAAAGACUGGAGGCCAGCGCCGCAUCGAUAUUCUGCGCGACUUCAACGGUAUUGUGGAGGCAGGGGAGAUGCUCGUCGUUCUUGGACCCCCAGGAUCUGGCUGCUCUACCUUCCUCAAGACCAUUGCUGGAGAGAUGAACGGCAUUUACACCGAUGAGCGUGCCUACUUUAACUACCAGGGUCUUUCGGCAAAGGAACUCCACAAGCACCACGCCGGUGACGCCAUUUACACUGCCGAAGUCGAUGUUCACUACCCUCAACUCUCUGUGGGCGAUACCCUCACUUUCGCGUCCCGUGCGCGCUGCCCACGAACCCUGCCUCCCGGUGUCACCGCCAACCAGUACUGCAACCAUCUCCGUGACGUCGUCAUGGCCAUGUACGGCAUCAGCCACACAGUCAACACCCGCGUGGGUGACAACUAUGUCCGCGGUGUUUCUGGCGGUGAGCGCAAGCGUGUGACGAUUGCCGAGGCGACGUUGUCGAAUGCUCCUUUGCAAUGCUGGGAUAACUCAACUAGAGGCCUCGACUCUGCGAACGCCGUCGAGUUUUGCAAGACCCUCCGCUUACAGUCGGACCUGUUCGGCCAGACUUGUGCCGUUUCGAUCUACCAGGCGCCGCAAAGUGCCUAUGAUCUGUUCGACAAGGUUGCUGUUCUCUACGAGGGCCGUCAAAUAUUCUUUGGGCCUACUACCGAAGCCCGCCAGUACUUCAUUAACCUCGGCUUCGAGUGCCCUGCCCGUCAGACGACCCCCGACUUCCUCACUUCGAUGACAGCACCUACCGAGCGUGUCAUUCGUCCUGGAUGGGAAUCUCGCGUACCUCGAACGCCCGAUGAAUUCGCUGCUUGCUGGAAAGACAGCCGCGAGUCCGUGGCUCUCAAGCAGCAGAUCGAACAGUACAAGGCCGACCACCCUCUCGAUGGCCCGGAUGCCGAAGUCUUCAGAAACCAGAAGAAGUCGGUUCAAGCGAAGAACCAGCGCCUCAAGUCUCCGUUCAUCCUGUCGUACGGGCAGCAAGUGAAGCUAUGUCUCUGGCGUGGCUUCAAGCUCCUCAAGGGCGACCCUAGUCUGACAUUUUUCUCACUGAUUUCCAAUUCAUGCACGGCUCUCAUCAUGUCUUCUCUGUUCUACAACCUCCCGAACAACACGUCCUCCUUCUACAGUCGAUCUGCGGUCCUCUUCGUCGCUAUUCUCGCCAAUGCAUUCUCCAGUGCCCUCGAAAUUCUCACCCAAUACGCCCAACGGCCCAUCGUUGAGAAGCAGCGACGUUACGCAUUCUAUCACUCCUCGGCCGAAGCUUUCUCCUCGGUCUUGGUGGACAUGCCAUACAAAAUCACGAAUACAAUCUGCUACGACUUGAUCAUCUACUUCAUGACGAACCUGAACAGACAGCCGGGCAAUUUUUUCUUCUUCCUCUUAACCACAUUCCUCAUGGUGCUUUCCAUGUCGGGUCUUUUCAGGUCAAUCGCCUCCUUGUCCCGCACGUUGUCGCAGGCCAUGGUCCCCGCAUCGAUCUUGAUUCUUGCUCUGGUCAUUUUCACUGGAUUCGUCAUUCCUGUUGACUACAUGCUCGGUUGGUGCCGAUGGAUCAAUUACUUGGACCCUGUCGCGUACGGAUUUGAAUCGCUCAUGAUCAACGAGUUUCACAACCGGGACUUUGAGUGUGCUGCUUUCGUCCCGAGUCCUAAAGUUGCGGGUUAUGAAAACAUCACUCUGGCCAACAGAGCUUGCUCUACCGUCGGUGCCAUUCCUGGCGAACCUUUUGUCAACGGCGACAGGUACAUCAACUCUCAGUACAAGUACUUCAACUCACACAAGUGGCGCAACAUCGGCAUCCUCAUUGCUUUCAUUAUUGCCCUUCACGCCUUGUACUUCACCGCUACGGAGUACAUUGCGGCCAAGAAGUCAAAGGGUGAGGUCCUCGUCUUCCGUCGGGGUGUCGCAGCCCCUGUCAGAGGAAAGGAUGACCCCGAAUCCUCUCUCUCUGGACCUGCUGCCGUUGUCGAAAAGGGUGGGCAGGGUGCCUCUGCCAACGAGGGUACGAUCCAAGGCUCCACCAGUGUCUUCCACUGGGGCAACGUGUGCUACGAUGUCAAGAUCAAGACCGAAACCCGCAGAAUUCUUGAUCAUGUGGACGGCUGGGUGAAACCAGGGACUCUCACGGCCUUGAUGGGUGUCUCCGGCGCUGGCAAAACCACAUUGCUUGAUGUCUUGGCAGACCGUGUCUCCGUGGGCGUGAUUACCGGAGAGAUGCUCGUCGAUGGAAAGAUCCGUGACCAGUCCUUCCAACGCAGAACUGGCUACGUUCAGCAACAAGAUCUGCAUCUCGAGACCAGCACCGUUCGUGAGGCAUUGGAGUUCAGCGCUUUGUUACGCCAGCCGGCCACCACUCCUCGCGCUGAAAAGCUGGCAUACGUGGACGAAGUCAUCAAGCUUUUGGACAUGCAAGAAUAUGCCGAUGCCGUCGUGGGCGUUCUCGGCGAGGGAUUGAAUGUCGAGCAGCGGAAGCGACUUACUAUUGGUGUUGAACUGGCUGCUAAACCGCCUUUGCUUCUCUUCGUCGAUGAACCCACCUCUGGAUUGGAUUCGCAAACGUCAUGGGCCAUUCUGGAUCUCCUCGAGAAGCUCUCCAAGGCCGGUCAGUCCAUUCUUUGCACCAUUCAUCAACCGUCCGCCAUGCUGUUCCAGCGCUUCGACCGCUUAUUGUUCCUGGCAAAGGGCGGUAGAACCGUGUACUUUGGUGAUAUCGGCGAAAACUCUCACACCCUUACAUCCUAUAUUGAGAGGAACGGUGCCCCCGCCUGCCCUCCUGGCGAGAACCCGGCCGAAUGGAUGCUUUCUGCUAUUGGCGCAGCCCCCGGCUCAACUACCAAUGUCGAUUGGCACGAGGCAUGGAAGUCUAGUCCCGAGUAUCAAGCUGUACAGGACGAACUUCAGCGCCUCAAGUCUCAGAGCCCCGCCCAAGAGCAUGUCUCCGCCCAUGAAGAGAAGUUGGCCCACCGCGAGUUCGCCGCUCCGCUGUGGGAUCAGUUCUUGAUUGUCACUCAUCGUGUCUACCAGCAGUACUGGCGUACACCCUCGUACCUUUACGCCAAGUUCAUUCUUUGCUGCUCCGUUGCCCUCUUCAUCGGUCUUGUCUUCCUCAACGCCCCUCUCAGUAUCCAGGGCUUGCAGAAUCAAAUGUUCGCCAUCUUCAACAUUCUUUCCAUCUUCGGUCAGCUGGUCCAACAACAGAUGCCGCACUUCGUCACCCAACGCUCUCUUUACGAAGUCCGCGAACGACCUUCCAAGACUUACAGCUGGAAGGUGUUUAUGUUGUCACAAAUCGUCACCGAGAUUCCAUGGAACUCUCUCAUGUCUGUCUUCAUGUUCAUCUGCGUCUAUUAUCCUGUCGGUCUCUACCAGAACGGUGAUCCGAGCCAGUCGAGCGAGCGCGCUGGCCUCAUGUGGCUCCUGUUCUGGCAGUUCAUGAUCUUCACCUGCACCUUUGCCCAUGCUUGUAUCGCCAUUACGGAUACAGCUGAGAUGGGUGGUAAUCUCGCAAACGUCCUGUUCAUGAUGUGCCUGCUGUUCUGCGGUGUCUUGGCUAGUCCCAAAGCCAUGCCAGGCUUCUGGAUCUUCAUGUACAGGUUGUCGCCAUUUACCUACCUACUAUCGUCGAUUCUCUCGACAGGUCUGGCAAACUCCAAGGUGACGUGCUCUUCAAACGAGUACAUUCACUUCAACCCACCAAACAACCAAACUUGCGAAGACUACAUGAAGGGUUACAGAGACGCCAUGGGAGGCUACCUCGAGAACCCAUCUGCUACAACGGAUUGCAGCUUCUGUACCACCGCCGAUACAAACGUCUUCCUCAAGUCCAUCAGCUCUGACUUUGACAACAGAUGGCGCGACUUUGGUAUUGGCAUGGUGUACAUUGUUGUCAAUAUCAUUGCCGCUGUCGGUCUCUACUGGCUGGUUCGCAUGCCCAAGGGCAAGAAGAAGGCUUAA